CGACGAGGAGGACAUCGGAGAGGACGACAGCUAGAGGCCUGAGAGCCCAUGUGUCCCUAGGACCGGAGGGUGAUAGGAUUAUGUUCCGCCGGCUUAGGGAGAGACAGCAGGAGCAGAGGAGGGCUAGAGCAGCCGAGGCCAGCAAAACUUUAGUUAGCGAAGCCGGUGCUACAGCAGCCAUGGCCAGUGCAGCCAUGGUCACUUCUGCGCAGCAGACUUCCCAAGCCGGUAGUUCAGGUGCCGUCGGGUCAACGGUCGCGCAGACCGUGAGUCAGUCCAUUGGCAUUAUGGCAAGCCAGGCCGCGGUGUUGACUCCAGAGGAUGUCGCCAUCCAGCAGGCAGCUCUGCAGGAGGCACAACUACAGCGGGCAUUAGGAGAGAUAAAAGCGGAGAAGGAGAAGAUGAUCAGAAGAAGAGCCAGGAUGCAGCGAAGAGGGGCAGACAUAGAGGAGUUAGAAUUGAUGGACCUGACACAUAUGGAUGCUGAUGUGAAGGUAGUUCGUAGGGCCCUGCUAGGCGUUAUAGAGACGCAGGAGCAUCAAACUACAAUCCUUCAGGACAUUCAACAGAGCCUAGCCGUUUUGGCAGGCCGUGCUCAAGCAGCACCAUCACCAGCCGGGCCUGGUGCCUGGCCCGUGCCAUAUCCUCCCUUUUAUGUCCCACCGGGGACAGGGGUAUCCCCAUACGUAGCCCCGUCAACGGUUGCUAUCGUUUCCCUGGGUAUGCCGCUGUCAGGAGGGGUAACAGCAGGGAGUAGUUUGCAGGUUCCUGUACAGACAGUGUUCACUCCAAGUCCGUCGCAGGUUGCUGUCACCACGCAGCCUGUGCAGCCUCAGGGCACGCAGCCCCAGCAGCUAGCACAGCAACCUGUGUCACCGGGUCCACAGCCCGGAGUGAUGCAGGGACCGGGACAAACUCAGUGGGUUCCGAAGACGGCCAUCGCCGCUCCCAAACCUUUUACAGGGGACAAGAGAGGCGAAGACCUCGACACAUGCUUGAGGGCAGUGCCGGUCUACGUCAGGUGUAAACUGACCUUGCCGCACGAAGAAGUGCUUGUGGCUGCUUCCUACCCAGAGGGUAGUGCAGCAAGAUGGUUGAGCGGUCUAGUGCAACUUCAGGGAUAUGGUCAUGACUUCCGCGUUUGGGCGGCCGCCCAAAAAUUGGAGGACUUCCUGAAGAUGGUGGAAGAGAGGUGGCAUGAUCCUCAGGAGGCCCAAAGGGCCACUGACGCGAUCCUGACACUGCACACGCGGCAGUUUAAGUCAGUAAGGGAAGCCACCGACGUUGUUGAGCGUCUGAUCUGUGUCCCUAGGGUGCGCUUUGACCCCCAGGUCCUGUUGACUUCGUACCUGAGAUGCUUUUCUCAGCCUCUCAGGAACCAGUUGGCAAAAGAGGCCAACAUCAAUAUGCGCAACUUCCCUUCGUUUAGCAAGGUGGCCCCAGACCUUGAAGCUAAGAUAGGGCAUGGACAGGCACCCACUACGGAUGGGAGAAAGAAGACACUGCCUCCCAACUGGAAAGCGAAAGGUCGCUUGAUGUUUGUCGACAACGAUGGUUCAACCAUCGAGGUGGACAACAACUUCCAGGAGGGAGUAGGUUCAGAGGCAGGCAACAUAGAUGCUUCAGAGGGUGGAGUAGUCGCUGCCGUUUCUCAAAAAGACGAAUCUCGUGAUGGAGAGUGUCCGGUUGCUCAUCUAUCUCGACAGCUACUUCCCGCUGAGCGUAACUAUAUUGUCGACGAGCGUGAGGUCCUUGUGCUGAUCUACGCUGUUGAGAAGUGGCGUCACCACUUGCACGGUCACACUUUCACCGUUUUGACGGACAACUCUGUCCUCGCCGCCUUCCAGACGAAGUCGAAGCUCACUUAUCGCCAAGCUCGUUGGUGGCAUGAUCUCUCAGAGUUCGACUUUACCAUCAAGAAGAUUUCCGGCGAAAGCAAUCGAGUCGCAGAUGCCUUAUCCCGCUGGCCCGACCUUCAGUGCGAGGAUCGUAAGCUAUCUGCGAUUUCAGCUCCCACCAUCCACCCCGCCUUUCUGGAUGAGUACCGUCGCGCAUACACCCAGUGCCCCGAGUUUCAGUCCAUUUACGCUGACCUACAGGCUGGCAAGUCCGUCCCUAACUUCCAGCUCGAUCCCUCUGGACUCCUAUACUGGCUUGGUCGCCAAGGUACCCGUACUCCUCACUUAUGUGUGCCCUCUACUGGCCAGCUCCGCGUUCGGGCCGUCGCUAAGUGUCACGACCAGCGCGCCGCCGGUCAUCUCGGUGUCUUCAAGACACUUGACCGCCUCUACCGCCAUUACUACUGGGAGCCCCAUCGUCCCUUCACUAAGGAGUACGUCCGCACUUGCAGGAUCUACCAGGAGGCCAACAUUCCCAACCACCCCCCCUACGGUCUUCUUCAGCCCUUACCCAUUCCCACUCAGCGUUGGACUUCUGUCCCAUGGACUUCAUCGGUCCUCUUCGUCCCCCUACUCCACGAGGCCACGACGCCAUCUUCGUCGUUGUCUGCCGGUUGACUAAGCAUGCUCAUUUCCUCCCUUGCGAGUAUGCUAGUUCAGCCAAAGACAUC
Molecule: messenger RNA, 2569 nt
Organism: Chara braunii
Lineage: Eukaryota; Viridiplantae; Streptophyta; Charophyceae; Charales; Characeae
Source: the annotation of a GenBank genome assembly